Malassezia restricta is the source of this 1314-nucleotide messenger RNA. RefSeq names its product bZIP transcription factor. NCBI's taxonomy places the organism in Eukaryota, Fungi, Basidiomycota, Malasseziomycetes, Malasseziales, Malasseziaceae. The transcript has 2 exons. Gene Ontology annotation, biological process: regulation of DNA-templated transcription. The coding region runs from base 1 to 1314 and encodes 437 amino acids. Gene Ontology annotation, molecular function: DNA-binding transcription factor activity. The record is from RefSeq and is a predicted model, not a curated record.
AUGCCCUCAACAAUGUCUGCGGAAAUGACUACAGUCAUAGAUCCGACGUUGCUUGUGUGCACCGAGUCAGGGAGCAACGGCUCUCUGAGUCCGAGCUCAGUUUCAUCAUCCGUGUCAUCACCGGCUUUGCCAUCAUCCUCCAAGCGACCGGCAGAAGCACUACCCUCUUCAUACAUGCCUGCAUGUAAGGGACGCAAGUCGACAGAAGAUGAGAAACUAGCUCGGCGCCUGGCUAGACAACAACGUAACCGCAAAUCUGCUCAAGUAUCUCGGGAGAAAAAGAAAGCUUACAUGGAUCAAAUCGAGUAUGAAUUAGCGACACUUCGCGCGGACAAGCAGGCCAGUAUGCAACGUGAGCAUGCUGCAUCCCUAAGGUGUGCUCAAUUGGAAUCCAAAGUGGAAGAACUAAGUAAGAGACUACGUCAAUUUGAGUCCAUCGUUGGAGAUUGGGUCAAGUCUCAUCCGGGUGCCACUGAUGUCAGUUCGUCUAUGGCAAGUAUGCGUGAUAUGAAGUUACAAAGCGUCGAUCAUGGGGUAAAUGGCGGUGGAACAAACGUGUCCGAAUCGGAUGUCGCUCGAGCAAAUGCAGCGCCGGCCGCUGCGCCGACAGAGGCAGGUCCUUCGAGUCCCAUUGCACACGAGACUACUGACAGCACUUGUCUUCCAGCAGCGGGUGCUACCGGAUCAGUCAGACUCGAGCGCGAAGGUGAUCAGGACCAAGUCACUUUGUCGGCCCAUGCAGCAGCCAACGGCAGCAGCGUUGCUUCCGGAUGCGCAUCUGAAAGGCGCGGCUUGUUCACGCCGCCAAACUCCUCGCUUGACGCCAUGCUACCGAGUAUCUCAGUCCUUGCCUCUGACGACGGCAAAAAUGACGACUCGAUGCACUUACCCACAACUCCAUCAUGGAACUUUGACGCCAUCUCCUGUACUCCGUCUUCGUCUCAAGAUUCCUCAGCACAAAAUGGAUUUGGUUCUUCGCAAGUAUGCGAGACCCCAAGUGACCGUUUGAGUAUGACCCCCGCACCUUCUGAUCUGAGCCUCCUUGUGUCUUCUUUUACUCCAUCCACGGAUGUAUUUGAUGUAAAUGAAGAUUUCUCGCAUACAUCUGUCACGAUUCCAUCUGAUGGGCUUGCUUUCUAUGAGCCUGUGUUGCCCUCUAUGUUGUCAUCCAAUGCGCAAGAGGCAAGUCCAUUCAGUCUCUCCCCUACAUUUAAUUAUUUGGAUGUGGACAUUCCGCUGGAAACUCUACCCUCGGAUGUUUCUGCUUCCUGGCCGCUCACCUCUACAUACGACUCUUUUGUACCUUGUAAGUAG